This is a messenger RNA of Amphiprion ocellaris (clown anemonefish), 3339 nucleotides long. RefSeq lists its product as uncharacterized. The record is from RefSeq and is a predicted model, not a curated record. NCBI's taxonomy places the organism in Eukaryota, Metazoa, Chordata, Actinopteri, Pomacentridae. The transcript is spliced from 17 exons. Bases 91 to 3000 code for a protein of 969 amino acids.
GAAGCACUCCAGGUCGGUUGCGUUGCGAUUUCUUUUUUUGUGAGUGUAGUGAAGCGAACCCGUGUGGACUUUUCCUCAGGAAAUAGUCAGAUGACUUCAGAACUCAGGACUGGCCCUUUCUAUUUCUUUGACCAGCCAUCAAGACGAAAUCGAAUUAGAGGGACACGAAGCAGCAUUUUACAUUUUAAUAUGCCACAGAGAGGACCGCAGCUGGAAAGUAAUCAGGAGGAGGACGACAAAGAAGGUAGAACCGAAGAGCUCAACAAAGAGAACCUGUCAGGUGAAACGUGUGAGGAUGGAGAACCUGAUCCCUCCUCUGCUGCACUGCGCGUAAAAGACCCCGGUCCGCUGGACGCAUAUCAGCGAGCAGCCCCUCAGUUGUUAGAUGAAUUGGCCCGCCUACUUUCACAACAUAAGUGGUCCGAAGAGGGGUGCAUUCCUCGGGGGGUUGUAAAUAUCCUCAAUUACUCCUGGCACGAUCUGACUGCAGGGGCGUUGCACUUGAGAAGUCCGAACCUGACUGACAAACGACGCAAGUCCAAAGGUUCCCCGAAGCUGGACCGAACUCCCCUCCAGGUGUCCGCCAGCGCCAAGGAGGAGGCAGGAGAGAGGGACGGUGGUGUUGUGGGGAAUGAUGGCUCCUCUGACAGAGAAGCACAACUUAGAUCAAAGCCACGUGUCAAAAAGCGCAAUCAGAACUCCAGUAGAGCAGCUCACAACUCCACAACUUGUACUUUCUCCGUGUCGUCUGGCAGCUGUAAGGGUCCAGGUAUGACAUGGAGCUGCAGCAUUGUGUUAACGACUCACUCUCACUGCUGUGUCUCUGCUGCCUCAGCUGGAUGUGAUUUGUGUCCAGGUUGGGUCGUUCAGGUAAAGCAGCCCUCCCACGAUGAGCCUCAGCAGAUCACUUUGUGUCAGUGGGUGGUGGAGCGACUGCAGGCAGCAAGAAAUCCUGGAAAGCUGCCAACAACUGAGCAGGACCUGAGCAUGCCGCUCAUACUCCGUCACUAUGGUGAUGUAAAUGCCAAACUUAAAGGCAGGAGAAGGAAGGCCGAACCCGCCACUUUAAUUGAUGGGAUGCCCCGGAUACCAGAAGUGAAGCAGGAGGUUCCCGUCCAGCACAAACUGCACUACAGGAUCAAUGACGGCUCCUCGUUCAUAUAUUACCCGUCCGGCUGCAUGGCUGUAUGCCAGAGUCACUCGGGUCGGCCCUGCGGAGGCUUCUACACCAACGUGUUCACCGACGACGAGUUUCCCGUCAUCCUGGCGACGAUCACAGCGUUUGGACGCGGGACUGUUACACAUCCUGUGAGCUCUGACAUUACAGCAGCAUGGGACCAGGAAGGUGGACUCAUGUAUGAUAAUUGUGGAAACAUAACGAAGGAGUGGAGUUGGCAGACAAAUUGCACAGCGAAGGAAAAGAUUGUCAUACAGUUGUCAGAUAUGAUCUCUGUGAGGCUGUUCAGCGGUUCGUCUGCUAUGCUCAGCUUCAGAUGUGACAAUGAAAGUGUUCAACUUCCACUUUCUUCACUGUCUAACAUUAAGCAGUCACAGGAAAUGUCUUGUUUGCUGACUGAAGGGAAGUAUACGUCAGAUGCUGCUCAAGAUCUCUUGUUGAGGAAGACAAAAUGUCCUGCUGUGGCCCCAGAGAGCAACGAGAGCCUGAUGCUAACAGCUGUGUCUGUGGGCUCCCAGGAGGUCCUCCAGAUGGUCAGGGAGGUGGAGGGGCUGGAGGAUCUGUCAGCACUGUGGAGAAGAGGAGGACAUGUUGGCAGGGAGCUGAAGAGGCUUCAGCGGAGGGUUCGAAAUGCAGUGGAAGACUGGUUGGACUAUUAUCGCAUGGCCAUUGGUAUCAAGUGUCUUGACACGGAGCGGAUGCCAGAUGCCCCACUGAGGACCAAGCUGAGAAGAGAAAUACAGUCAGCCGCUCUGCCCUCCCUGAACCCGCCUCAACGGGCAGAUGCUAAGCCAGCGCAGCCAGAGGAGGGCAGGGAUGAGAGUCGGGAGCUUCACAGACACCUGUCAGCGCCUGCAGAAAGACCUCCGGACUCCCCCAACAAGCUGCAAAGGAGCCCUAAAAAGCAAGCGAAGAAGGGGCCCCAUGUCACCAUGAUAGGACCCCUUCAGAUUCACGGCAACAUCAAGCUAGAGUCGGUAUUUCUUCCAAUCGCUCCCGACUUGCAGACGUCCAGCGCAGCUCCCCGUCCAGCCGAGGCGCCGUUCGCCCCCUCCAUCCCCCUCACAGUGUGCCCGGCUCUGCUGAGAGCUGCCCUGCAGGGGGAGGGACAGCGGACGAGGAGGUGCUGCUGCAGCGCUACACUGAUGCCAGUGGUGACGGACCUGGAGUAUGAUGCCUUCAUUAUGGGCCAGCCUCCGCACAGUCAACAGAUCCUGGUGGUGUGUGUGACUCUGCCACACCAACCCGUCAACACACACACGGUGACGGUGCAGACCCAGGACAAGCUGGAGGAGCUGUACAGGAGCACCAACAAGCACAGAACCACACCGUGUGCUCAGUGCCAGAUGGACUCAUUUCGCCUGGUGAAGUAUGAGAUGUCGACAGGGAAGUCCAGCUGUGGAUUUGAGAGCAACCUGCUGCAGCAGCGACACAAUGCUGCUCCUGGGAUGGUCCUGAUGUACAACAGAGGGAAGCUGCUGUUUGUGGGCUACAUAUUCAACAGUCACAGUUGCUCAGCCAGGGACCUUCAAAAGCAAAUCUCCAGAACCAGGGGAGACUACAGAUUAGGUCUGAGUCUCCCUUCAGACUACAAGUUCAGCGACACAAUGAACAAUCCUGCAGCCACAGAUGCACAUGAUUCAUCAGACAAAACACUAUCAGGAGGAGAUGACUUCAUACUGAUUGCCUCAGAGGAAAAGGAAAUGACCAAUACAAGGAGAAACAAUCACGUUUCUGAGGCGUCGCUCCACCGACAGAGAGAUUUUUGUAUCCAGCCCAAAAGCCCUCCUGCAUUUCCUCCUGCUCCUGUUAUCUUGCACUGAUCAUGCGUCAGUAAAACUAUUACAUGAGUGUAAGCAUUCAAAGGCUCCCCAGCGCAUCAGCUGUGAACUCAGGUUAAUGUGCAGUCAGACUGUAAAUGUCUGACCUGCUUGAACUGCAAGUUGGAACCACUGAACAGUGUAAUAUGUAACUGAGAUGUAAAAAUUUCUUCCAAGAGCAUAAUGAUAAAUCUCAGUGGGUUAAUAGUUAGAGUUAAAGAUCAGUGACUUCUGAUGCUUCAGUGUUGUCUAAAAAAAUGCACUUUUCAGCUUUUGUAGAUAUCCAUUUGUAUGUGUUAUGAUAUAUUUUUCAUUUGCAUGGGAAGAUUGAAUAAAGAAGGA